AUGCCGGCCUCAGGGUCGCAUAGUCGCGUACAGCCUGAUGAGGAGUACCACACGUGCAACACCUCAAGGCUCCACAGGCUUGCGGCGAAAAAGACUUCCCCUCCGUCGUCUGGAUCACUGGAGCGGAAGAGGGCGAUGCAGAUCACGGACCGCUCCACGGCGCAACAGAAGUGCAUCGAAGCAACUAUCUUACAAGAGAGGAGAGCCAGUACCGCAUCAGCAUACGGUCCAGGCGAACUCAACCCCGAGCCUGCUCCAUUCGAGGGAGCUCUCGAGCAGAAGAGAAUAGGGAGAGGAGAAGGCAACCAAAGGCUAAGGAACGGUCAGAACUCAGAAGGUGGGCGGUGCUGUUUGGAAGGAAUUAAUGAGGUGAGGGAGGCAGUGCAGCACCCUGUCUCCGACCUGUCUCUUUCCUUGGACUUCCUUGCUUUCCCCUUCCGCUCUUCCACCUUCACCUGCCUCACGCAGCUGCUGGGGGGUUCGGACUUCCGGGUUCUUGUCGUCGCCGUCGCCGGCUCGCCGCAGCCGCUGCCGCAGAUCCAAAGAGAUAAAAUCAUGGCUUCUGAUACCAACAACCGUGUGCUGCACAUCAGAAGACUAGUGCGUUCCUCUAUCAGACUUGUGUAUCAUUGUGCUUGCGACCAUCCUGAAGCACUCGGUGCCGCAAUUGUGUUGCUGCUUCUACAUGGACUGUGUCCUACUCUGUUCGCAUUCAUGCUGUCUUCCUCUCCGGUCAUUAUGUUAACCGCUCUUCUUCUCGGAGCACUAUUGAGUUAUGGUGAAGCCAAUGUACCCUUGGAUGGAGAUGAGACACUGGAGGAGCAUGGAUUUCUCCCCAUUAAAUCCAACAUUUAUAUUAGUGACCGUUUAAUCAGAGAGGUUCAGAAUGUUGCUGUCAAGGCACAAUUAAAGAAGGGAACUGAGCCUGACAGUUGUGAAGUAUAUAUCAGGGAUAGAGCUUCUGAUGAAGAUUUUACAUGUGACGCUCCGUGUGAAGAAAAAAAUGCCGCACACAUUGCCUCUGAUGCUACUGUUUUUAGUGGAGAUGAAUUUAUUGAGGAGAAGAGAACUCCCAAUGAUGAUUUGCAAGGUACUUGCUGUGAAGAGAAAAAUGUCACAUUUGUGUCAGAUUAUACCGUUCUAAGUGCAGAGCCUUUUAACCACACCAAAAUCGAUGCCACUGCAGAGUGCGAAGAGCUCACUAAGGAAAUCGACGAGAAGGCUGAGCUGCAGGAGCUGGAAAGCACCUGUACUGGAAGUUCUAACGAUGGAGUACACGGCCAGUAUCAGUUUGGUGAAUUCAUGAGAUCAUGUUGGCAACCUGUCAUGAGACAGGAUCCUCCUUGUUAUGACUCUGAAUCUGACCUGACUGAUGAGAGCUCUUCUGCUGACGCGUCCAUGACCGACAUUAUCCCAAUACUUGAGGAGCUGCACUCAAUGAUAAACUCAGGGACUGGUCAGCUUUCCUUGGCCUCCAGAGACACCUUGAAUUCCACAUCCGAUGAUAGUGAAGAUGACCUUGGGGAGGAGGAGGAGGAGGAGGAGGAUGUUAGCUCAGGUGACGAGGAAGGAGCAGAAUGGGAGCAAGAUAACCAAAAUAAUUGGAAAGAUGUUGUUCAUCUAAAUUGUGUGGAUAUGGAGCAAACUAGUCAGUUGGAGAACCUGGCGGACCUUCAAAGAGCAAAAAACAUUCUGAAGUUUGAGCUUGACAUGAGGUCAUUUGACCUGCAAGCUGCUGAUACAACUAGGAAAAUGAAGGGUGCAUCAAGCUUCCAUGUUCAGGUCCCUUCCAUUUCCACACCAAGACAUAACCCAUUCGAUCUUUCAAGAGAUUCAGAGGAAACUAUAGAUUUACCACAGUUUCCCGGUUCAGCACCAUCCCUUUACCGUCCAGGGCGAAACCUAUUUGACCUUCCGUUCGACCGAGCCAUGCACCAUCGCAGUCGAUUGCAGGAAAGUUGGACUCCUCGCUCGCGCUUUCGAUCAGCGCAAAAUAUGAAGCACAUGAGCUCUCAUGGACAAACUCACUCCACUUGUCUGCAACAUCACAAUGGUGUCAAACUGGACAAUGGUGAAGUGUGGGAUAAUCACUCGGACCACGAUGUUGCGCAAGAAGGGAACAAUGGCAAGUUAUUUGGUUCACUGGAAGCACAUUUAGGUGAAGAGAUGAAAAUACCAAGCGCCGCAAUUUCAGAUGUGGGUGUGUUAGGUGAGGUAAACCAUGAAACAAAUGAAGGCAACAAAACUACUAGUGUCAGAGAUGAAACGAGUUCUUUACCACAAGUAAAUAUUUCUGAGCCACAUGUUGUGGAAACAGACUCCAUGAGUGAAGUAAACUCUCUGUUCAAGAGCCGUAUGCAGGAGGUGCUGGUGCAGUCCAUUUCAGAGCGCAGUGUCUGUCAGCCCUUGGAAGUUAAACCUGAAAACAUACCAAGUGUCUCGUUAUCUUCAGACUUAUGGAUGCAUGUCGACGAAGCAAUUUCAGUUCAGGAAUUACAGUUUGCACGACUCGAUGGGGAAGCACUGUCCUACGCUGUUUCUGACCUCGAUUGUCACAGCGGGUCAAUUCGAGACAAAUCGAAGGAAGCAUCACCUGUGGUAGACGAGCUGAGUUCGGAGCUGCCAAUUGAGUUAGAUGUGUCUACAGAGGUGUCAACUGCAGGAAAUCCGCAGACCGCAGAUACUUUUGAACGAAAUGAGCUUCCUGUCCUAGAAGCAAGCUCAGUCGAGGAGAUGAACUCGUUGUUCAAGCAACUCGAAGAAGAGGUGCUGUUAGGCAAUGGUCGUAGCAAAAUCAACAUCCCUCAACAUAGAUUACAUGAAUUGGAAGUGGACAAUGUGGAUCUUAACUCUGGAUCACGGGUAAUUUAUCCUGGAACUACGGAUGAUGCAUCUGACUGUCAUCUGACAGUGGUUUAAACGCUACUGAGCUUAAAAAGGUCGGCUGAACAGGCUGAAGUUACGGAUGUUACAGUGCAGCCAACUGAAGGUGCUUCAAUCAACUACUACUAGUACUUGGCUUCAUUUUUUCUGAGAGCUUUCAAAAAGCUUUGAUUAGAGACACUACACUG
Messenger RNA from Lolium rigidum, 3071 nucleotides. RefSeq lists its product as uncharacterized. The transcript is spliced from 4 exons. NCBI's taxonomy places the organism in Eukaryota, Viridiplantae, Streptophyta, Magnoliopsida, Poales, Poaceae. The record is from RefSeq and is a predicted model, not a curated record. The coding region runs from base 1 to 2919 and encodes 972 amino acids.